GCGUCCGGGGCCCGCCCCAUCGCUGAGGUCUCCAAUCGCCGUAAGGGCACCUCCCCUGCCACCCUGCGCCCGGCCACCAAUAGGCAGUGAGGGCCGGCCUCAGGUCGCUCCGCCCCCGCGGGACGCUUGAGACUUUGGAUUGGCCAGUUAGUCUGCGACGUGGGCGCUACUUCCUCUCCUAUUGGCGUAUCGAGCGCGGGGCGCCCAACGCCCAUUGAGAGAGGAGGUUGGGAGGGCGGGACUGCGUGGCGGGCGGAAAGAAUGGAGCGCGAGCGAGGGAUGAAAUGGUCUGACCUUGGGAAUGCAGGGGGACCACUUCCAACGCGUCUGCCCAAGUUCUGAGUCACCACAUAAUCGAACAGAGGUGUCACCUUAGACUUAGCUCAGUGGCGCUCCUGGUGCAGUGAAGCCCCUGCAAGUUCUGGGCUGCGGUGAGGUCCUGCCCCAAAGGGGCCUGCACCCCCGGCCAGUCACGCUGCCACACGGCUCCCGGGCGGCGCGAGACGACGGCAGGCACGCGGAAUUGGUGCCCCUGGGCAGUCGUUUGUGUCGGGUCAUCCCGUUGAAGACAUGGACUUGGACCAACUGGACCUAAAUCCCAGAAUCGUCGCCGCGGUGAAGAAAGCCAAGCUGAAGUCAGCGCGGGAGGCGCUGCGGUUCUCGGGGCCAGACCUGCAGAGACUGACCGGCCUCUCGGGCCCCGACGUGCAGCACCUGCUGAGAGCCGUGUCCUCACACCUGCGGGGAGGCAGCGUCUCCACAGCGCUCCAGCUGUACCGGCAGGAGGAGGAGUUCCCCGAGCAGCACCAGCGCCUGAGCCUGGGCUGCCCGGUGCUGGACGGGCUCCUCCGCGGCGGGCUGCCCCUGGACGGCGUCACCGAGCUGGCCGGCCGCAGCUCCGCGGGGAAGACCCAGCUGGCCCUGCAGCUCUGCCUGGCAGUGCAGCUCCCGCGGCGGCACGGGGGCCUGGGCGCCGGGGCCGUGUACGUGUGCACGGAGGGCGCCUUCCCCAGCCGGCGUCUGCAGCAGCUCGUGGCGCAGCAGCAGCUCCUGCGGCCGGAUGUGCCGGGGGACGUGCUUGGGAAGAUCAAGUUCGGCGACCAGAUCUUCGUGGAGCACGUGGCCGACGUGGACACCCUGCUGGACUGCGUGAGUCGGAAAGUGCCUGUGCUGCUGUCGCGGGGCAUGGCCCGCCUGCUGGUCAUCGACUCGGUGGCAGCCCCGUUCCGCUGUGAGUUUGCCGGCGCAGACUCGGCCCGCAGGGCCAGGCGUCUGCAGGCGCUGGGAGCCGAGCUGCGGCGGCUGAGCUGCGCCUUCCGGAGCCCCGUGCUCUGCAUCAACCAGGUGACAGAGGCCGUGGAUGCGCACGAGGCAGCAGGGGCCGGGGGGGAGCGGGUGUCACCAGCCCUCGGAAUAACCUGGUCCAGCCAGCUCCUGAUGAGGCUGCUGAUGGAUCGGCGCCGCCCGGAGGAGGCCGCCCCUGCCCCACCCAGCCGCACCCUGAGGCUGGUCUUCGCCCCGCACCUGCCGCCCUGGUCCUGCUGCUACACAGUCACCACCGAGGGCGUGCGAGGCACGCCUGGGAGCGAGUCCUGCUGGACGACUCGCCAGGUUGGGGUCUCGGGGCACACGGGCCUCCCCACCUGAGGACCAGGGUCUGCCCCACCCUCUGGCUCCGGGUGCGCAGUGUUGUCUCCAGGCCGUGAGCACUGCCCCCCACGGCUGCUCCAGGGUCCCUACCUACAGGGGUCCCCCCUCAACGCCCAGCCUCUCAAGGAGCAGCCUUCUCUGUCCUGUGCCCACAUGGCUCCCAUCCUCCUCCCAAAGCCCCCCAGGCCCAUGCCUCAGGCCACAGCGGGCCCCGCUCACCCCCUUGAGGGGGUGUCGGCUCCUGGCCCCCCAUGCACACUGCAUGGCCAGAGCUUCCAGGGCUUCCAUCUGGCACCGGGUGGUGAGAACUCCCCUGCAGGCUGCAGGGCCCAGGAAGGGAGGGGCCAGGCAGAAGUGACGUCAGUGUGGCCUCAGCCGCCAGCCUUGGCUGGAGGAAGGAGCAGCCAGUGCGGCCCUGGUCUGGCCCAUCUGCUGGGAAGCCAGUUCUGGGCACACAAAAGCACGUCCUGGUGUGUCCCAAGUGCCUCCUACAGCCUGGCCCCCAUGGCCAACGCCCAGGCAGGAGCCCCCCCCAGGGGCCUGCGGCGCCUGCACCAAAUGCCAGAACCCCAAUGUCCGGUCGUGGCCACAAGGCGUGGUGUCAGUGUGUGUGACCGCUCAACCCUGCCGGCCUGUCUCGCCUUCACCCAUUGUCGCGGUGUCUGUGUCACCACCUCACCGCCUGGCACGCAGGCCUUGGACAAGGGCACGUGCGAGGUGACGGCCCCCGGCCCCUCGCCGGUUUGCUCUCUGCCAGGCACGGGCUUUGGCACGUGGGCCACGCGCUGUCGGGCCUCCUCAUGGCCCUUGGAGAUGUACAGGACCGCCCACUCAGGCAGAACGGGCCCCAGAGCAGCCCGGGGCGGGGCCGAAGGUCCCUGCCACCCGCUGGUUUGUGCGUCUCUCAGGGCGGGAUCACCGUGUGCGACUUCCAUCGUGUUUUCAGAGCCGUCUGGGGCCCCAGAGAGGUGGCGCGGCGUGUGCUGAGCAGGAAAAGGCUCUUCUGUGGGACUGGCGUUGUACAGAAGGGCCUUUCCACCAAAGCACAGGGACGUUACCACGGGAAAUAAAACUUUAUUCUUGCAACUGGA
Phacochoerus africanus (Common warthog) is the source of this 2741-nucleotide messenger RNA. RefSeq names its product X-ray repair cross complementing 3 (gene XRCC3). The transcript is spliced from 8 exons. Bases 571 to 1647 code for a protein of 358 amino acids. Gene Ontology annotation, cellular component: Rad51C-XRCC3 complex; replication fork. Gene Ontology annotation, biological process: t-circle formation; resolution of mitotic recombination intermediates; telomere maintenance via recombination. NCBI's taxonomy places the organism in Eukaryota, Metazoa, Chordata, Mammalia, Artiodactyla, Suidae. Gene Ontology annotation, molecular function: ATP binding; four-way junction DNA binding; ATP-dependent DNA damage sensor activity. The record is from RefSeq and is a predicted model, not a curated record.